Messenger RNA from Clupea harengus (Atlantic herring), 1759 nucleotides. RefSeq names its product protein arginine N-methyltransferase 3-like (gene prmt3). Gene Ontology annotation, cellular component: nucleus. Bases 1201 to 1752 code for a protein of 183 amino acids. NCBI's taxonomy places the organism in Eukaryota, Metazoa, Chordata, Actinopteri, Clupeiformes, Clupeidae. The record is from RefSeq and is a predicted model, not a curated record. The transcript is spliced from 6 exons. Gene Ontology annotation, molecular function: histone methyltransferase activity; protein-arginine N-methyltransferase activity. Gene Ontology annotation, biological process: chromatin remodeling; peptidyl-arginine methylation, to asymmetrical-dimethyl arginine.
AAUGUCAGAUCAUAUGACACCGGUUCAGAGUGGGGAAGUUUCCAUAACUGAUUCUUUUCAUGUCUUGCUCAAACUUUGGCCAUAGCAAUGGGAAGAGUGGAACAAGUAAAAACAGAAUUGAUGUCAGCUGUUACUUCUCCACAGCAAAUGCAAAGUCUACUCCAAGACAUGGAUGCAGUAAUCUUCAGCAUGGCAUGAUUUCUGAGUAUAUAGGUGACUUGGACCAUUGACAUGUUCCAUAUGAAAGUACAAGGUCCUGUACAUCGUUUCAAAUUGAUAUCCACUUGCCAGGUCUGGACAAAAAGCCAAGUUGAGCCUCUUUCAGAUGAAGUGCCCAGUAUCAGCUAUGCAGGCACCAGUGUUUGGUCAGUGCAAACCUUGAAGAAUUCCGGAAGACUUGCAUUAUGCUUCCAGAUACGAGUUCCCUAGAGAGCAAGUGAGUGUUGAUGGGAUUGAUGCCAUUAAAUCCGUGGACAUGCAUUUUCAAAACAGGAAGACUCCCUCUGGCAGUGCAGAGAAAAGUACCGGUAGUCACUUUUGGCCUUCUCAGCCUCUCUUCUUAUGUUCCUCGUUAUAUUGUACCAGCUGGCUUACCCAAACCAUCCUUAAGUCUGGUAAAGCCACAGUGUAAAGCAAAAAGUGCUUCUCAUUUUAUUUUAACAUUUCCAAAGUAGUCCCAUUCACAAGAAAUUGUAAUCAAGCACUACAGAGACAAAGAUCACAGAUUGCAAAUUGACCACUCACCACUGAUGGUAAUUUUUUCAAUUCAUGAUUUAAAUCUUAUAUUUAGGUUAAACUUGGCCAUUUAGAUUGGUUGAUUUGUUGUGGAAACUCCCCGAUUUAGGCUGGCUAUGGUUGAGAUUGUGAUAUUGCAUUUUUCUCCAAACUUUUUAUAUAAGCAGCAGUUUUUCUUUGUGGGCUAACUGCAAAUUGUUUUGCAUUUCGUGUCUUGUCAAAGGAAUGUGGUUUGAUAUGUGGCAAGCCGUUACAGUUGUUUUACAUCAAUGCAGAGGCAAGCGGGGUACUAUCAAUCAAAGCUGUGUGGAAGGGAAAGCGAGAAGUCUGUCUCCCAGCCCAACAGAAUGAGCAGUGACGUAGCGAUGUUUAAAGAAACAGCGACCUCGUAUGUCUACAGAGUUGAACUGCAGAAGCUGUGUGACCCGGAAGCAGCAACUAUACUGGUGAAACCAAGGAGACAGCAUGGCGGAAUACACAGGUACACGUGAACAAAACCACGAUGGAGGAGCAGGAGAAGAGGUACCCGAUCUGUCAGACAGUGACGAUGAUGGACAGUGGGAAUGGACGGAGGAGAGUUCCAAUGCAUCCAUCGUGUGUUUAUUUUGUGACAGAUCACUGAAUUCAAUCUCAGACACACUACAACAUUGCUUGUCAGAACAUGAUGUAAACAUUCCGGAUUUGGUGAAGAAAUUCAGUCUGGAUGAUUAUGGCUACAUAAAGAUGAUAAACUACAUACGAUCAGAGAAGUGUAGUGGAGAAAGUUUACUGCAGAGUUCAAACAAUGGCGUCUUCCCCUGGGACAGUGAUAAUUACAUGCGACCUGUUCUACCUGAUGAUCCUUUACUCCAGAUAGACCUGGAGGACCUGUGUGGGGUGGAGGCGAUGGUGGUGGGCCAAUCAUGUGGAGGCCAGGCAGCAGACCUUUUGCAGAGAGCCCAGCAGGCUGAGGAGAGAGCUCUGCGCUCGGAGGAAGCAUUGGCCAGAGCCAUGGAGGACCUGCACAAGCUCAAGUAAGCACUUA